ACUAAUUUAUGCAAAAUAUCAGCUCAUCUCAUCAUCUAAAGUCGCUCACUAACAACUUCCAGUUUCUUCAAAAUGGCCGCCAUCUCCUCAUUGACCGUGUUCCUGCUCUUCGGUACAAUUUGUGCCGUAUACUCACAGUAUUACAACAACAAUUACAUGAGUGCCCGGCAGUACGGUGGUGGAUCGGGAUCGCAGCAAUACGGAAGCAGUGGCGGAAGUGGUCAAUACAAUGCCGGAGGAAGUGGACAAUAUAAUUCCGGUGGUGGCCAGUACAACGGCGGCGGCGGAAGCGGCGGAUACAACGGUCAAGGGCGGGGCUUUGGCGGCACGGAUCUGUAUAUGCCUGACUAUCGCGAUGUGGCUCAGCAGUGGAUCCGCUACAAUGGACUUCUGGGUAAUCCCAAUCCGGGUUGGUACAGUCAGAUCUAUGGCAGUGGUGGAUCGCAGCAGUACUCCGGAAAUGGUGGACAGUACAACUCCGGAGGAUCAGGAGGGCAAUAUAAUUCCGGAGGGUCUGGACAGUACAACGCUGGCGGAUCGGGGCAGUAUAAUUCGGGAAGCGGUCAGCGUGGAAACCAGUACGGUGGAAGCAAUGGACGAUAUUAGUUUUGCUAGUGCCUGUCUGCAACUGCUUAAUUCUAACAGAUUUUUAUAUGCUGCUUGAGUCGCUGCGCUUUUUUUUAGUAACUUAAACGGUGAAUCUUUAUACGAUUUACUUUGUUCUUACGUACAAGUUACAGCACGAAAAAAAACAUUGGCGACUGUCAGUUUGAACUGGAGUAAAAAGCAGUGUGAGUUCGUGUUGGAUGGUUU
Messenger RNA from Paramacrobiotus metropolitanus, 813 nucleotides. RefSeq names its product heterogeneous nuclear ribonucleoprotein A3-like. The record is from RefSeq and is a predicted model, not a curated record. Bases 73 to 606 code for a protein of 177 amino acids. Lineage: Eukaryota; Metazoa; Tardigrada; Eutardigrada; Parachela; Macrobiotidae. The transcript has a single exon.